AUGGGCAAGCGCCGAAGUGAGCGUGCAGCAGAGCCUGUUGAGGCCGAGCUUCCGCUCGGCAAGUACUUGGCAUCCACAGAAAAACGCGUGCGUGAUCGUGCCAUUCGAUCCUUGUCUGCGUUCUUGUUGAAGAAUGCGCAAGAAUCCGGUCUUUCGUUGCCGCCGACCGAACUCGCCAAGUUGUGGAAGGGUUUCUGGAUGAGUGAUAAACCUCUUGUGCAGCAGCAAUUAGCACAGGAAUUGGCACACUUGGUGCUGAUGGUCUCUGGGAUUCAAGACGACGACGAGUCCCAAGCCAAGCCUGCAGCGUCGCCCCUUGAUGAUACCACUCGCGCCUUGUCGGCACUCGACUUUUAUCAGGGAUUCUGGACGACGAUGCAAGCCGAAUGGCAUGGUGUGGACAAGUUUCGCAGCGUCGACAAGUACUACAUGCUGAUGCGUCGUUUCUUGUUUGCCAGCUUCCGGCUGCUUCUUCUGAACAACUGUGAGGACGUGCUUAUCAAGCGCUUUGUUCAAAUUAUGCGAGGCACGGACGGUCCCCUGUCGUCCAACAAUGUGCAAGUGCCGGACAGCCUUACGUACCAUGUAUGCGACAUUUACUUGGACGAGCUGGAGCGAGCUGCCUCGCAGCUUGAUCCAGUGCCUGCCAUCCCGGUAUUGGAUCUUCUCACUCCGUUUAUGGACUUGGCUGCUACGAGCCGUUCCAAACGGAUAUACGAGCGUGUGAUGACGAGUGUCCUCACACCCUUCCUGGACGCCUGUGCUGCACGCAUUCCGUCCUCUGAGCAGCCGCGAAAACGCCGGAAAGUCCACCAGGACGCAGCCACCGACGUGGAUCUUGCAUACCCCCAUGUACUGGCGCACAGUACACUGGAGACACCUGCUCAUGGCGCGCACGCUACCGACCGUCUGACGCCUGCAACGUCCGAGGACCCUGCGGCUUUGUACCGCACAUUGAAGCAGGAGGCCUUACGUCGUAUUGUGGCCGCUGCUAGCAGUCCCGAUACCUAUGUCCCCAGCCGCCGUAAGCUCUAUGCAUUAUGGUCCGAGAGCCAGGAGACCGAGGACGAUGAAUGA
This is a messenger RNA of Malassezia pachydermatis, 1077 nucleotides long. Its product is annotated as nop52-domain-containing protein. The transcript is spliced from 4 exons. Bases 1 to 1077 code for a protein of 358 amino acids. The record is from RefSeq and is a predicted model, not a curated record. Gene Ontology annotation, biological process: rRNA processing. Gene Ontology annotation, cellular component: preribosome, large subunit precursor; nucleus; preribosome, small subunit precursor. Lineage: Eukaryota; Fungi; Basidiomycota; Malasseziomycetes; Malasseziales; Malasseziaceae.